This is a messenger RNA of Raphanus sativus (radish), 492 nucleotides long. RefSeq lists its product as uncharacterized. The record is from RefSeq and is a predicted model, not a curated record. The coding region runs from base 1 to 492 and encodes 163 amino acids. NCBI's taxonomy places the organism in Eukaryota, Viridiplantae, Streptophyta, Magnoliopsida, Brassicales, Brassicaceae. The transcript has a single exon.
AUGGAAGUCAACGAGCUCCUUAGGAAAGGACACCUAAGGGAAUUCCUCUCCAACAAGGCCAAAAACCUUAUGUAUAAGAACAACGCCAACUGCUCUUCUGAAGCAGCUCCUGCCUUGCCACCGCGACAGGACAGAGCAAUCCAUGUUAUCUCAGGUGGAUUAGAAAUAUGUGGAAUCAGUCGCGCAGCUGCGAAGAGAAGUACCAGGAACACCAGGAACGGUCAAGAGACUGGAGAACCAAAGUAUCUGCUCCUGGGCACGGACGAAAUCAGUUUCAUCACAAAGGGACAUGAGAGGGUCCUGGCUCCUCAUCACGAUGCCCUGGUCAUAUCACUCACUGUGGCGAAUUGCCUGGUGAAAAGAAUAUUGGUAUACAAUGGGAGCUCCAGCAACAUUAUCUUCCAGUCCGCAUAUGCAGACCUAGGGCUGGAAGAAAGGGCAUUAACAAGGAAAGUGACCCCUCUUAUAGGCUUCAGUGGAGAAGUGAACUAG